This is a messenger RNA of Frieseomelitta varia, 6848 nucleotides long. RefSeq names its product protein GDAP2 homolog (gene Gdap2). The transcript is spliced from 12 exons. Lineage: Eukaryota; Metazoa; Arthropoda; Insecta; Hymenoptera; Apidae. The coding region runs from base 307 to 1842 and encodes 511 amino acids. The record is from RefSeq and is a predicted model, not a curated record.
CUGAUCGCCUCGAUGACAAGGCCGCCAGUUACUGUUCGUGCACGAAUGCGACGAAAUACUCGAGCGUCUUGGCGGGUUUUCGCUCGGAGCUGCGCUCACGAGACCAGCUCGACACGGAAACGGAGGUGACGUUUCCACGAAGAGGAGAGAGAGUAAACGUUGUGACACGAGACGAUCGGCAAUCGUCGAGGAGAGCUCGCGUACGACACGAAGCAAGUGGCAGAGAGGUGAACCAGCACCAGAGCACCAAAGGCUGCAUUUUAGUCGAGCUUUGGCCGCGCUGAUAGGCGGACGAUACGUAGCUGAAUGAGGCUCAUGGAACCGUUGGGUGUUGCCCCGGACAUGGUGGAGACGGGCGCAUUGAAAAAAUGGUCCGACUUCCCCGUCCAGCACCGAUUCACAGACUAUUCCAAUUCCAUUGGAGAGCCUACGCAUCAUACAAUAAGUCCAUUUCCUUGUCAACCAGCGAUUAACAACAAACUUGCUCUGUGGACUGGGGAUAUCUCUGUUCUACAAGUGGAUGCAGUAGUAAACUCUACCAAUGAAACAAUGGAUGAUAACAGUCCUAUGUGCCAAAGAAUAUUUGCUCGAGCUGGUUCAGCACUUAAAAUGGAAAUAUUUAGUGAAAUUAAAGAGUGCAAAACUGGUGAAGUAAGGGUAACGCAAGCUCAUGCAUUACCUGCACGCUUUAUUAUUCAUACUGUUGGACCAGUAUACAAUGUGAAGUACCAAACAGCAGCUCAAAAUACAUUGCACUGCUGCUAUAGAAACGUUUUACAAAAAGCACGAGAGCUUGGUUUACGUACGAUCGCACUACCAGUAAUCAAUUCUGUGCGAAGAAAUUAUCCUCCUGAUGCAGGAGCGCAUAUUGCACUUAGAACAAUAAGAAGAUUUUUGGAGCAAUAUGGUGAUUCUGUUACAUGUAUUGUGUUUGUGUUGGAGCCAUGUGAUCUUGGAAUAUACGAAGUUCUUCUUCCACUUUAUUUCCCGAGAAAUUUAGCAGAGCAGGAUAAUGCUUGUUGGCAGUUACCGAACGAUAUAGGUGGAAUGGAUGGGGAACCUUUACUUCCUGAUCGACAAAUUAGAAUCAUCGACAAUCCUCAACAUGCUUUACAUGGUGAUGAAAGUGUAGAACUGUCUGCGCAAUUAGAGACAUCCGUAAAUAUUGGCGAACACGCGUUUGCACAAAUGCAAGGUGAUUUAGAUCGACAGAGACUCCUCGGCGAAAGACCACCAGCCGAUCCACUAGCGGAUAUCAUGCUGAAACAAAUGCAACAGAAAGAAAGGUACGAGAGGCUCCUCAGAAGGGCGAAGACGGAAGAUCUGUCGGAAGUUUCAGGAAUUGGCUGCCUCUAUCAAAGCGGUGUCGAUCGUCAGGGUCGACCGGUCGUCGUGUUCGUCGGCAAAUGGUUUCCCGCCACUAAAAUCAAUCUAGACAAGGCGCUGCUAUACUUGAUACAGUUGUUGGAUCCAAUUGUUAAAGGCGACUACGUUAUCGCUUAUUUCCACACGCUCACGACUAGCAACAACUAUCCUAGUUUGCAUUGGUUGCGCGAAGUAUACAACGUGCUUCCUUACAAGUAUAAGAAGAACCUGAAACACUUUUACAUUAUUCACCCGACUUUUUGGACCAAGAUGAUGACAUGGUGGUUCACGACGUUCAUGGCUCCAGCCAUCAAACAGAAGGUUCACAAUUUACCUGGAGUCGAGUAUCUUUACGACGUGAUGUCUCCCGAGCAACUGGAGAUCCCCGCUUAUAUCACGGAAUACGACAUGACGAUAAACGGCUUGAGGUACUACCAGCCGGACCCGAUCUCGUCGUCACCGUCGACGUCCACGUAACUCUGCGACCGGACCUCCCAGCCAGCGAAGCACUGGACAGAACCAAGCAAUCGGAUCGACCGUUCCGCUCGAUAGUACGGUGUUUGUAGUGGCGCGCGCGCGCCCACCGACCACCCAUAUGCCAACUCGGCGCGAUCACGUUCCUUCCAGCGACGUCCAUCCGAAGGAAAAACGGAUCGAAGCGGCAAAAAGUGCCUGGUGACGGACGGAAGACGUGGAAGGAGACUCGGACGACGACGAGAGCGGUCGGUGCUUCGCGCGAUAACUGUUCCCUUCGAUGAUCGGUCGCUGAAAAAUGAAGAAACCACUGCCCACCCUGUUUGUUUCUCGCCGCGAGUCGCGUGCUCUUUCGCCGAGGAAAGAGAUCUCUCGCGUUUCUCUAGGUAUCGUUUCGCGAAGGAACGUUCGGCCGUACAUUGAUCGACGCUGGACUAUAUCGAGAAGGUAACACGGUGAUGUCCAGGAGAGAUGGACGAUGUUCAAAGAUGAGGAAGAGAGGGAGGAAUAACAUGAGAAUUGUCGUUCGCGUGCUACGCGGAUAUCGGCUGCCAAAACACCAAUAAUCAGUAUUCUCGUCGUCGUUGUUACGGAUGGAACGUGUGGGAUCUUGUUGUUCAAUUAUAAGUAGCUAAGCUAUUGUACGAUUUUAGAACGGGAGGGGGGAGGGGGGGAGGAGGCGGGACGUGGUGGAAUGUUUGGGGAGAAAGGUCGUCGACGACGUACCUGUAGAGUUAAAUUGACGGCUUAACAAUGAAAAAAAAUGUCGAUCGCUUUUUUGUUAUUUUCUUAUCCAUCGUUGUACAGCGAGGAAGCGUCUAUUCGAUUAUUGUACAUCGUAUUUUAUUAUGUCACGUGGUUGGUGAAUGAAGUCGCGGCCGCUGGCACGCGGUAUUUUCGAUAUGUGUAAAAAGAAAAAAAGAAAAAAAAAAAGAAGAAAAAAGAAAAGAAAGGGAAACGUUUGAAGAGAAUACUGUGCAACGUUGUGCAAAUUCUUGGGAUGCGGAGAGCGGCAGGUUCCUCUCGUGGCGCUACGGCUUCGGUUCUUUAGCGUGGAUCACUUAACCCAACGUGUAUAGGACUGACUAACGUUAAAUGCUCGUUAGAUGCGCGUGCUUUGGAGUUUGUUCACGAGAUGAGUCAAUUAAGCGUCAUCUUUGGUUCGCAUUGUGCUCGCACGAUGAAAUUAAACGAAUCCUAAUGGCACGUAAUCGAUUCAUCUUCGACGCGAAUGAACGAACGAGAAUCCCAAGAAGAUUCAAUGGCUGAGCGCCGAGGUCGUACUCGCGGUUCAAUUCUAGAUUAGAUGAAGCAAUAAACUCUUAAGAGCUUUCUCCCGACUUGUACACGUACGUGCACAGUACGUUCACUUUGGAUAUACACAGGCUAUUACAUCUCUGAUCGUCUAAAUGUGUGAGGAAUCUCGAAUGAAACUUGAAUCUUCUUUGAAAUUUUCCAAAUUCUAUUAAUUGUUCAAUAUCAGAUCACAUAACUUUCGUGCGAAAGAUUCGUUCAUAUACUUGAAUAAUCGCAAAGAUAAUAGUGUGCGUAUAUUUAAUUUAGAUACACUGCAUGCGUGUACGUGUAUACUUCGUGGGACAGAAUCGUUAUACUCAUUGUUAAGCAUUUUUAGAAACACGAAAUGACGAAGCAAAAUGUUGAUGAUAAUCGCGUUUGUAUAUCACUGUCAAUUAGCUCAUUUCUUUCGCGUCAUUUCGAUCAGUAUCGUUCAGAGCUCCAAAAGAGAAAGAAGAAGUAAAGAAAAAUCGUUGAUUUCUUGGUGAAUGGACGAAAAAAAGACCAAUGAGUUAAUUGACCGUACCUGCGAGUCAGAGAUGCGUUAUAAUUUUACAUUAUUAUUGACUCCAAAUAGUUCGAGAAUGCUUGAUCGUUGAGAUAUCUUUUUAUUACUUUUUAUUGCGUUGGUGAUAUUCAUUGACGUUAGAAUAGCGUUAGAGUAGCAGUUUCAUUGAAACGACGUGACGCGAAAGAGUGUAUCCAUUCGUUCCAAUGAGAAAUCGGUUUAUCCUAUUUUCAAAAGUAGUUCAAUUUAUUUAAAUUUCUUUUUAUUUCGAACACGGGGACACGGAUUCGAAAUUUCUCUCAUCCUUUUUCUUAUAAAUAUUAUAUCGUGAUUCAUUGACGAAACGAUUCCGCUAACUGCGAGUCGUUAAAAUUAAAUACGGAGGUUUCUACAAUUCAUAAAAUUUAUUAUUACGAUGAAAUAUCGCGAUCCAUGAACCACUGAAGCGUCGAUAUCUUUUCGAAAAGAUAAUCUCCACGUAAGAAAUAGUUUCUAAAAAUAAUUUCUACAAAAUGUAAAGUUUCCUUAGUUUCGUGUCUCUGUUUCGAGUUCUUUCGUUUCCAGAUUUCGUACACAGGACACGAGCGAUUCUUGUGCGUGACACGAAAUCUCAAGUCACUCGCCUUGGUCAAUCGGCGGUUCCUUUCGACGUUUUACGUUGAACGACCUCACUGUCCGUCCCUGACAAUCGUUUAUAGUAAGUAGCCAAGCGUUUCGCGCAACGUGUCGUCCAAACAUCAUCGUUGCUAUUUGUUGUUUCCUCGAAAAUACGUACAGAUGCUCCUAUCGAUCGUUGAGUACGGUUUGGACGAUCAGACGUUGCUCUCGUCGCGAUCGUGUAGAAAUUCUGUCGAAGCAGAGAGACUCGAGUCGUAUGUAUGUGGAUGUCGUAGAUAGGGCGAAGAAGAUUCGUGACAAUAUGCAACUACUGCGUGCUUAGCGGAGGCUGAGAUUCUAUCUUUAAAGUCCUGAUCUAGUCAGUGAUCGAGGUUUGGAACCGAGAAUAGUAUUAAAAAUUGCACGAUGUAACUGAUUUAAAACGUCAGACGAGGAUUGCGAGGUUUUAAUCCUGUUGCUGUCCGCAAACAUAUAGGCAUGCUCUCGAUCAUUUUCUAUCCAAAAUAGCAAUAUUUUUCUAACUAAAUAAGAAUUAUUCUGAUUGAACAAACUACAUAUGAUUUUUUGUUGUUUAAAUAAGAGCAAGGUUAAAAUGUAAACGUCUAAAGAUCGUAGCAGGAUUAAAAUGGAAAUUUAAAUUUUCUGCUGAAAGGGAGAGAAAUCCGAAAUCUGCAUCUCUUGUAAAAGAUCUCUCUCGAAAAAAAGGAGAUUCGGACGAAGAUAUGAAAAUAUAAAUGCUGCCUCGUCGGUCGACUAGGUAAUAGGACUUUGAAAGGGACGUACGAGCAUUAGGCUUCGCGCUUAGAAGAUAAUCUACGGCUUGGAAAAAAAAAAAACGAAAAAAGAAAAAAAUAAAGAAACUUCAGUCGAAACCGCUGUUCCCUCGCUUUUAGGAGCCGCGAAACGGAAACGGCCAGACCGAACGAGAAGAGCUUUGUAAAACUGUGUGUGCGUGUGUUUUGACGGUAGGCGAUUUUUUUUUCUUCGAUCGGUGCUGUUGUUCACCUUUAGAAUUCCGAGAUUCACGUUUACUUUCCGAACUUUUCUGCUCGUGCACAGCCAUAAAUCGGCCGUGAUCCGAUGUCUCGUUUCGCUUUCGGACGUGUACUCGAUUCGUGAUUCGUUAUCAAAAUGAAACUCGGAGUGAAUUGAAAAAGAAACUUGCUCGAUCCUGCGUGAGAAUACACGUCGAACACGUGAAGCGGAGAAUUUUUUUGUAAAUAUAAAAGUACCUUCGUUAAAGAGGAAACUGAUUCUCUCGAUAAAAAGAUUUAUUGAAAAGUUGAGAGAGAGAAAAAAAAAAGAAAAUAGACUCGAAAUGUUGUUUUCUCGAAAAUGUCAAGCGAAUAACGAUAUAUGUAGACUGCGGAUUUUUAUGCACUCAUGCAUACGAUAAUAUAUAAAAUAUCCGAAGUAGAACAUUUAUUAUUAUACAUGUAGUAAGUGAAAAAAAAAUUUCUAUUUCAGUUACAUUCGUUUAAUUAAAGGAUAUAUGAAAAUCCGCAGUCCAACGAUGAGAGAAAGAUGAUUUUUCUCGUUCUCGUUCUGUCUUUACGCAGAAUCGAAUGAUUUACGAUGAUCGCGUAGAUCAAUAAUUAAACCGAGAUAACUUAGAAGCGAUAUUGUUCUACUAAUCGUGCUGAAAUUCAUUGUUAACCGCGUUCCAACUAAUCGCAAGUUUUGCUAACUAAACGGUAAUUAUAGGGUUAAUCGUUGAACGCCAUCAGCGUUAUUAAAGGUGAAUUUUAUAUGGGGAGAGGCAUAUAUUAUAUUAUCGAUAUGUUGAAAACGUUUGACCGAUGUAUUCUUGGAAAGAGAAAAAAAAAAGAAAAGAAAAAUGGCGGAUUACUGUUUCAAUCUACUCAUGCUCUCGUUCAAAAUUCUGGAGUAUGUUUGAUGAAUUUUUGAAAGAAACUCCCGAGUGAAUAAAUAUCUUAUUUGCGACGACUGCUAUUUCAUAAAGUAUCAAAACUUAACUGAAUAAUACUUAAGCAUUGAAACUUACUCUUGUUACUUACUCUCAUCAGUUGGCAUUUGAACUUGUACUUAUUUCUCGAAGAAAUAUUUUCAGAAACUCAACGAUUGUAAUUAACUGACGUUAUAAUUACGAUAUUUUUAUUUCUCAGGAAAAGAAAGUACGAAAAAAAAUUUACUUUGUCUGAGAGGCAAAGAAGAGAGUGUGCGCGCGAUUUCGUGCGAGUUUUUACUUGUGUUUUUUUCCUUUCGAGCUAGGAGAACAGUUAAUUAUCGUCGACGAAGAGAACUAGGACGGAAAACUUCACGUUCUACUUUAGGCAGAGAUCUUUUUACGAAGAAAAGAAAAAUUGUAAAGAUCAACACUGAUGAGAAACGAGAUCGGAAGCUUCGGAAACUACACGUGCAUUAUUGUAUGUAUACGUCGUACGCAUUACGAUAUAUCGGUUUAACUAAUUGUAAUUGUUGUCGCGAUGGUAAUAGAUUCUAAUUAAUCGAGGUAUAUUUUUCUCUCGGUGCGGAUGCACGGCCUCUAACCUUGAUAACCAAGGUGCACACCUUGCCCUUUCGUCUGUUUUUUUAUAGAUCGAGCAAUAAACGUAUUGUUUCAAUA